AUGGCGUUUGCGGAGGGCAAUCACCCAGUGGCUUUAAUUGACACAUCCUGCUACUCUGCAGAUUGUUGUUUAUCUGCCUUGGUGCCACAACAUGCCAUGAAACCCUAUCGGCUAUUGGUUGCAAUGGAGCUUAUUAAAACUUUAGGGCUUGAACGUCAUUGUCGAACCGUUGUACCGCCUCUUAUUGGAAUUGAGCAGCUACUCUCAUAUCAUGCAGCGGAUUAUAUUUCAAAUCUUGGCCUUCAUAGUAGCCAAAGCUGGCUAUGGAAUACGGAAGUCUCAAAGGUGACUUUUUCAGGGGAUUGUCCUCCGGUGGAAGGGAUACUAGAACAUUCACUUUCUAUUGCAAGUGGUUCACUUAUGGCAGCCAUACUCUUGAACAGCGGAAAGGCGGAUAUUGUUAUUCACUGGGGUGGAGGUAUGCAUCACGCAAAAUGUGGAGAAUGCUCUGGAUUUUGCUAUGUAAACGACAUAGUUCUUGCUAUUCUUGAGCUACUUAAGUGUCACAAAAGAGUUUUGUAUGUGGAUCUUGAUAUGCAUCACGGAGAUGGUGUUGAUGAAGCCUUUUGCCAAAGCAAUAGAGUGUUUACGCUCUCUCUUCAUAAAUUUGGUGAAUCUUUUUUUCCUGGUACAGGACACCCACGUGACAUAGGUUUUGGAAAAGGACGCCAUUGCACUAUGAAUUUGGCUUUGUGGGAUGGCAUAGAUGAUUUCUUCUACACAACAAUUUUUGAACGUGCGUUGUCGUCAAUUGUCAAACGAUAUCUACCCGACGUUGUUGUUUUACAGUGUGGUGCCGAUUCGUUGGCUGGGGAUCGUCUUGGACACUUUAACCUGUCAUCUUGGGGGCAUGGAAAAUGUGUUGAAGAAGUCAAAAAGCUUGGUUUACCAAUGCUAGUCUUGGGAGGAGGCGGUUACACCUUAAGAAAUGUUGCAAAGCUGUGGGCCUAUGAAACGAGCAUUCUAUGUGGUAGAAAGCUGCCUUUGAAUACGGUUAUUCCUGUUCUAGGAAUGCCCCUGAGUGGUUGCCUCUUCGAGGACUCAACUCAGUUGUUGGUUGCACAGGAUGAGGAAAAUAAGCCGCUUCCUGGUGUCAAUGUUCAGCGGGCCUUCAAAAUGGUCAUUGAGCAAAUCGAUAAGCAAUGUCCCAAUAUCAGCCUGCCUUGA
Molecule: messenger RNA, 1167 nt
Organism: Trypanosoma conorhini
Lineage: Eukaryota; Euglenozoa; Kinetoplastea; Trypanosomatida; Trypanosomatidae
Product: histone deacetylase-like protein HDO1
Exons: 1
Coding region: 1-1167 (388 amino acids)
Molecular function (GO): histone deacetylase activity
Source: RefSeq, a predicted model, not a curated record